CUCUGAGCCCUGCGAUGUCCAACACCUCUGCCUUUCCACCCAGCUUCUUCUGGGUCAACACCUCUGGAGGCAGCAUACUGAAUGCUGAUGAUGCUGCCAUGCCUGUCCAAUUCCUAGCCCUGAGGGUCACAGUUGCCCUGGUCUAUGGGCUUGUGGGGGCCAUCGGCUUGCUGGGAAAUUUGGCGGUCCUGUGGGUACUGGGUAACUGUGCUCGGCGAGCCCCUGGCCCACCUUCAGACACCUUUGUCUUCAACCUGGCGCUGGCGGACCUGGGGCUGGCACUUACUCUCCCCUUCUGGGCAGCUGAGUCAGCACUGGACUUUCACUGGCCCUUUGGAGGUGCCCUCUGCAAGAUGGUCUUGACUGCCACUGUCCUCAAUGUCUACGCUAGCAUCUUCCUCAUCACAGUGCUGAGUGUUGCCCGAUACUGGGUGGUGGCCAUGGCUGCAGGGCCAGGCACCCACCUCUCACUCUUCUGGGCCCGUGUGGCCACCCUGGCAGUGUGGGUAGUGGCUGCCCUAGUGACAGUGCCCACGGCUGUUUUUGGGGCUGAAGGUGAGGUGUGGGAUGUGCGACUCUGCCUGCUGCGCUUUCCCAGCAGGUACUGGCUCGGGGCCUACCAGCUGCAAAGGGUGGUGCUGGCCUUCAUGGUGCCCUUGGGUGUCACCACCACCAGCUACCUGCUAUUGCUGGCUUUCCUGCGGCGGCGGCAACGGCGACGGCAGGACAGCAGGGUUGUGGCCCGCUCUGUUCGCAUCCUGGUGGCCUCUUUCUUCCUCUGCUGGUUCCCGAACCACGUGGUCACUCUCUGGGGCGUCCUGGUGAAGUUUGACCUGGUACCCUGGGACAGCACUUUCUACACCAUCCACACCUAUGUCUUCCCUGUCACCACUUGCCUGGCACACAGCAACAGCUGCCUCAACCCUGUGCUGUACUGUCUCCUAAGGCAGGAGCCCCGGCAGGCUCUGGCAGACACCUUCCGGGAUCUGCGGUCCAGGCUGUGGCCCCAGGGUCGAGGCUGA
Otolemur garnettii (small-eared galago) is the source of this 1022-nucleotide messenger RNA. It is a transcript of the gene RXFP4, whose product is annotated as relaxin/insulin like family peptide receptor 4. The coding region runs from base 15 to 1022 and encodes 335 amino acids. Gene Ontology annotation, cellular component: membrane. Gene Ontology annotation, molecular function: G protein-coupled receptor activity. Lineage: Eukaryota; Metazoa; Chordata; Mammalia; Primates; Galagidae. Gene Ontology annotation, biological process: immune response; G protein-coupled receptor signaling pathway. The transcript has a single exon. The record is from RefSeq and is a predicted model, not a curated record.